Messenger RNA from Monosiga brevicollis MX1, 1864 nucleotides. RefSeq lists its product as uncharacterized. The record is from RefSeq and is a predicted model, not a curated record. Lineage: Eukaryota; Choanoflagellata; Craspedida; Salpingoecidae. The coding region runs from base 59 to 1558 and encodes 499 amino acids. The transcript has a single exon.
AGGAAGCUGAAGACGAGUCCGUUGAGUACGACCUUCCUGCGUGAAUUGAGCCGGCACGAUGAAGGUGUCGGCCGUGGUGCUCGUCACCCUCGCGCUCUUCUCGGUGUUGGCUACUUGUCAAACCACUACUCGUCAAACCACUGCAACCAUCGAUCUUUACAACCAGGACGACCCCGAUCGACUGGACAACGUCACCUUUGGCAUCGACCAGCUCCCCGUCACCAGCCAACCCCAGGUCCCGACCUCCAGCCGCGACCUUGGCGUGACCGUUCAGCCCUUGGGGACCGACGGGUUUAUCCUGUCCGACCCCUACCACCAGGGUGCCACCUUCUUCGAUGGCACCGCUUCCUACCCCAUGGAUGUACCCGCUGCCAUCUCUGGCGUUCGUUGCCUGCUGCGGGAUGGAUCGGCCUUUGUGUUCAGCAACGACACGCUGAGCUACGUGAGUGCCGAUGGCCAAAACCUGUCGAGCGUGUGGUUUCCUCUGCUGACGCCAUAUCGAAGUGAUGGCAUGGACCUUGCGUGCGAUCCCAGCCAAGCAGAUCCGACCGUCUUGAUUGCCACGCAGUCCCGACUGGCAUCCCGCGGGGCGGCGGCGCUUCAGAGCCAGAUGUUCCGGUGCACGCACAGCGUGCAAAGCCGGGCCAUGGGGUGCCAGAUGACUAUGCAUGCGCGUUCAUCCCGCUUCUUCUAUACGCCCGACAAGGUCAUCAGGGCGGCGGACUUCAUUCCCGACGAGCUCAAUAGUUUGCAUGAUCACGCCAAGGUGGUCUUCCCCAACCAACCACGACAGGACACGGAGCUCGAUACUGCCGGUCCGGUCUCAAUAUGCAAUCGUAUUCAACGCAAGGCGGCCGUGUUCCCGCUCAGCAUUGACUUUUCCGUGGUGGUGACAAACUCGCAGCUGGUGUUCCUCAACCUGGCCCCGCACGACUCGUGCCGACCAAUGGGGUCACCAGUCAUGCUGCCCAUGACGAUCGAGUCGACGCGGCAAGCGGCAGUGUACUCUUUGACGCAAAACGGCGCGAUGGGGCUGCUGGUGCUAGAGCCGGAUGCGAGCUGGAAGAGCACCGACCCAUCCGUGCGGGAGGUGUUUGUGUAUGCGGUGGGCUUUGACAUGGCACGGGACACGGUGACGGUCAACUCGAAGGAGCCGGUUCACCUGACUGGCGUCGGACUGAAUACACACACUUUUGUGGUGGUACAGGACCAACUACUGGUGCUGUCAAGUAAAUCGGACACCUCAUUGAAGGUUGUUCAGGUUCUCGGAGUCUCCCGCUUAGUCUCGAGCCCCUUGACCACCGUCUCUCCAUCGCAGUCGUCAGGCUCGCAUCACCCGGCCCGAUCACCUGGCGCUAUUGUGGGAUAUGUUCUCUUUGCCGUAUUCGUGGGUGUUGCCUUCACCUAUCAACUUAAGAGGCGAGCCCGCAAUCAAUUUUCGCGCGUUUACACCGAGCUUUCUGAUUGUCAACUCAAUGCGCCUCCCUACACGGAAAAUACUCUGGACGAAAAGAAGAUGCAGGACGAAGCGCUUGAUGAGCAUAAUGGAAAUGAAUAACCUCAUAACUUGUCAGGCUCUUGUACAAGGCUUUGAUAGGAAGUCUGUUUUAGUCCAAGUGCUGCUGCAGGUCAGCCGUAUAUUCAUCUCCCCCUUUUGAUUGAUUGUGGGCUUGCCAUUUUUUGUUUGUUUUUGCCGUGGGCAAGCGUGUGCAUCCGUGCGUGUGUCUGUGUGCUUGAGUGUGCGUGUGUAUGUGUGUGGGUGUAACAGACAUCUCGGAGUGUUCGAAGUGUGGGUAAACUGGGUUAGAAUCGGCAUCGAGGGCGCCUCGUUGUGUGCCGUCCUUGCAAUUCAAGGCGUCUUUGC